CCGGGAAUGGCAGUAGUUCAAUUUUGUACAUUUGCAAUAGGAAAUCUUUUUAGAAUGCCAUGGAUAAUAUAUGCCAAGUCUUAUCAUUACAUAUCUCUCAAUUUUUAUUCAUGUUAGGUGUAAAAGACAAAAUUUAGAGCAUUACUAUGUAAUGAAAACGCCAGAGUCAAUAAAUUUAACCGAAAGUCCCAAAAUAAUGAAUAUGGGGAUUAUGGUGGACUUUAUACCGAAAAUAUCAAUGAAUCGGAAAAAUAUCUUAAUAAAUGCAAGUGGACAUUAUUUUCUGAUAUUAAUGUACUCUAAUGCUUAAUACGUAUAAAGUCGGCUGCUUCAUAUAUAAUUCUAAUCCCAUAUACCCAUUAUAAUGAUUGAUUGUAUUCUAUACAUAAUUAAAUCUAAUAAAGAAUGUUCAAUUUAUAAACAACCUUUUUCCUUAUAAAGUUUGGCAGACACGUGGACGUAUUUCCUCACCUUAAAUUCUAACUUCGGCUGCUAUAUAAAGGUUUGCUGACGCUUUUGUUUUUUGCAAACUGAGAGAGAGUUUAAUAUUCGGUUGCACGCCCGCAUAGCCCUUUCUUACUUGUUAUUUUUUAGUCUCGCUGUGAACCAAUAUGUAACACCUUUGUACCGCUUUCCGGUGAAUAUAGGAGAGCAAGCUUCAUCAAGCAUUUGUGCAUAUGUGGAAUACAUACUUGUGAAUUACAAUACAUACAUACAAACAUAUACAUAUGUAUAUGCGCUUUUGUUUUCAAUUAUUAAUGUAAAACACCAAUACACACACAUAUUCAUACGUCCAUAUACGCACAUGUGUAAGUCUAGACUGUUGUUAUCGCUAUGCAUUUAAGAGCGCAUCAAAACACCGGGUCAAGUUUAUUGCCGCAGCUGCUUCCAAUACGAAACUAAGCUGCAUGAUACUGAGUAUAAAUAUCGGCCUUAACAGUUGUUUCAGACAUUGCAGUUUCAGUAUUUGCAUCAUGAAGUUCUACGCUCUCUUAGCUUUUGUCCUGGCCUUAGUGGCGAUGGCUAUGGCCAUGCCUGAACCUCUGCCCGGUGGUGGCGGCGGCGGCGGUGGCGGUGGUGGUCUCACCUUUGAAGAACUCGGUGGAGGCGGCGGCGGCGGUGGAGGCGGUGGUCUCAACCUUGAACUCGGCGGAGGCGGUGGUGGUGGCGGCGGCGGUGGCAAGUAAAUCGCACAGGCAUCAACAGACAUACUUUAAGACAUUGUUAAUUGAAUUGACUGUUUGGAUCAACAAUUUAGAACAAAUUAUUACAUUAAUAAAUCUAAUUUGAUAAACAAAAAAUAA
Molecule: messenger RNA, 1304 nt
Organism: Bactrocera oleae (olive fruit fly)
Lineage: Eukaryota; Metazoa; Arthropoda; Insecta; Diptera; Tephritidae
Source: RefSeq, a predicted model, not a curated record